CCCAUAAUGUUUUUACCUUGGAUUGUAAUUCAAGAAUUAGACUAUAUAAAGGAUGGAAAAAAUGCCCAUGAAUUUUUACGAAAAAGAGCGCAAAUUGCUAUUAAAUUCAUAAAUGCCUGCCUUCAAUCUGAUAAGAAGAUCCUUCAAGGACAAAAUAUGUCAGAUGUAAUGCAGAAUAUGACUCCAAACACAUGUGCUGAUGAUGCAAUUUUAAACUGUUGCCUACAAAUUUUGAGGCGCAAAAACCGAGUUAUACUUCUUUCCAAUGACGUAAAUCUUCGUAACAAAGCAUUAUUAAAUAAUAUUCCUGCUUAUGGCCACGAUGAAAUUGUAGCGAUUUUGGAUCCAUUUCGUAAACCAGCUAAUGAAAAAGUUUGUAAAAUUGAAGAGAUUAAAACGAGCUUGAGCCAUUUAAUUAGUAUGAUCAUUGUGAAGGAAAUAAAGGAAUCGUAUGGAAGCAUAUGGAAUAGGAUGGGGGGUAUGUCAAAACCCCCUUGGUCAUUGGAAGGCUGUUUAGAAAGACUAUUAAAUUAUUGGACAUCUGUAUUUAAUUUUUCCUUACAGAAGAACGCCAAGGAGCAUUUUCUCGAGUUUAAAAACUUUCUUAAAAAAGAAAGCAAUUCCCCAAGACAAAAGACAUGUAUCUGAUAUCACUCAGGACCAUAUGUGCACUCUUAGGGGACUUCCAUUAAUUGCGUGAAGUCGAAAGGGGAUUCGUCAAAAUCUCAUCAAGGACGAAGGGGAUCGAAAUUUUAAAAAAAUCGCACGUAAUUAAUGGACGUCCCCUAACUACGAGUAAAAAGAAACGAAAUGAUUCUUUUUUUU
Molecule: messenger RNA, 825 nt
Organism: Agrilus planipennis (emerald ash borer)
Lineage: Eukaryota; Metazoa; Arthropoda; Insecta; Coleoptera; Buprestidae
Product: transcriptional protein SWT1-like
Exons: 4
Coding region: 7-648 (213 amino acids)
Cellular component (GO): nucleus
Source: RefSeq, a predicted model, not a curated record